AUGUCUCACAUUAUUCAAAAUAAAGUUCGUUUUACGAAUUCUUCACAUGACAUGCUCCUAAUUGAACUGAAAAUUGAAGAAACUGAUCUAACCGAUUAUUUUUUGGCCACCGAUCCAUUCAAGCUUGUAGACACAGACGAAAUAAAAUUGUUGCAACUUCGAAUUGGUAUAUUUGCAAAUCAAAUAUUCUUGAAUUUACUUUGCUCAAAUUUUUAUGAAGGAGAUAUGAAUCAUACAGCAAUGCUAUUCGAUGCAACAGGAAGUUUUAUCUUUGGUCAUACAGCACCCUAUAACCACAGUUUGUAUACCAAUAUGCUCAAAGGAUUUAAAAAACCAUUGACUUCAUUGAAAUUUCCAUUGACUGUCAAGUGUGAAUUAGUGAUUAAGAAGAGCAUUGAAGAAUUGUUAGAACCAUUUCAGAAUAUUGAUGAAGUAACAGCGCCGAUUCAGGACAGUGAAAAAGCUCCGGUUCAGCAUCAGAGCUUUGUUAAAGAAGCAGCGACAAAUACGACUGAUUAUUGCAGUGCUCCAAUAGACUGCUUGCGAGAACUGUCCGUGAAUUUUAAGAAACUUCUAGAUCAAAUCGAUGGUACUGAUAUUAAAAUACACGUGGACGGUGUCAGCAUGAAAGCACACAAAGUGAUUCUAAGAGCAAGAUCGCCAGUUUUCGAAAAGAUGUUCGAUCACGACAUUAGCGAAGCUGUCAAAAAUGAAAUCGAGGUUAAAGAUAUACGUGCUUCCAUAAUGAAAGAACUUCUCACUUUUCUGUAUGCCGGCACCAUUGAAAAUCACGAUUUUGACGAUGCUUGCGACCUUUACUAUGCCGCUGAUAAAUAUGAAGUGCUGUCCCUUCGGAAUGCUUGUGCUAAAGAUUUGCUGCAUCAUCUUCAAGUAAACAAUGCAUGCCAGUUGUUGAUCUUGGCUACUAAUCACGGCGAUGAAUCUUUGAAAGAAAAAAUAUUGGAAUAUAUAAUGACCAAUGUUAAAGAAAUUAUGGCUACAAAAUCAUUUGAAGAGUUGGCCAAAUACGAUGCUAAUCUUGUUGUGUUACUGAUGCGCAACGCUUUCUUAAAAUGA
Messenger RNA from Parasteatoda tepidariorum (common house spider), 1077 nucleotides. NCBI's taxonomy places the organism in Eukaryota, Metazoa, Arthropoda, Arachnida, Araneae, Theridiidae. The record is from RefSeq and is a predicted model, not a curated record.